Messenger RNA from Neurospora tetraspora, 953 nucleotides. RefSeq lists its product as uncharacterized. Lineage: Eukaryota; Fungi; Ascomycota; Sordariomycetes; Sordariales; Sordariaceae. Bases 135 to 821 code for a protein of 228 amino acids. The transcript has a single exon. The record is from RefSeq and is a predicted model, not a curated record.
UUUUUGCUGCUCGUUUGCUUACCUUGUCUCUGAGCAGAUUCUUGGCCUUUAUGUAGUCGCAACAAUGCUCGAUCGCAGAAUCUUCCAUCGCUUUGGCCAUUUGCGGGGAGAGUUCACAGCCGGGGUGGGCGGGGAUGGGAGGUUUCAGACGAGACGCAUUCACUGAGAACCAGCUCGUCAAGUUGUCGCCAUUCAUUGGCGACUUCAUCACCGGGGACCAGUCUUUCUUCAUGGCCACGUACUACAUGUACUUCCCGUUCCUGACUUGCGAGGUGAAGUGUGGCGCAGCGGCGCUCGACAUCGCAGAUCGGCAGAACGCCCACAGCAUGACCCUUGCGGUACGGGGCAUCGUCGAGCUCUUCCGUGCUGUCAAGCGCGAGGAUGAGGUCAACCGGAAGAUCCUCGCCUUCUCCGUCUCACACGACCACCAGUCAGUACGGAUUUAUGGCCACUACCCAGUGAUAACCGGGAAAGACACCAAGUAUUACCGGCACCCGAUCCGAAAUUUUGUCUUUACUGAGUUAGACGGCAAAGAGAAGUGGACAGCGUACCGAUUCACCAAGAACGUCUACGACACAUGGAUGCCCAAGCAUUUCGAGAACAUCUGUUCUGCCAUCAAUCAGUUGCCAUCGGAGUUGAACUUUGAUGUCCCACCGCUUUCCGAGGCGACCGGGCUUUCCCAGGAUUUGGGGAACUUGAUUCAGUCAGAUGCCAGCUGCGCUUCUCUGCCUGACGAGCGGGGCAGCCAGUCGAGCAAUGCCGGGCAGCAGGCGGUCACUCCAGGUACCUCAUUCAGUGAGCCGAAGAGGAGGAAAGGAUAAGGCCUGGAAGGGCCGUAAUGUGUUGGCGGGUAGAUAGCAUAGGAUUCAAUUGACCGUCAUCUUCACCUUGGCUACUUCGCUUCUUGCCUUCCAUCAUUCAUAAACCAAGUCACUGUCCUGGCCAGGUGCUUU